CAUCAGCAGACUGAAUGCAUGAAGGUGAAAAGAAAUUUAUCUUGCCUCCACAAGUGCUUUACUGAACACUACAGUCUAGAUAGUGGGUGCUCACAAAAGAAUGUGCUGUCAUUGGUUGGGCGCUUCCUGCGUCUCUGAUGCCAUAGGCUAGCCUCUCUGUUCUCAUCUGACGUAUAUUAGGCUUCAGAACCUCUUUUCAUUAGAUACUCGUCUGCCAGUCUGCUCCAUACUGGCUCUGUUUGACCUGCAGACUGGCUGGGGCCUGUCAGCUGGAAGUUAAUGACACUUUCAGGAUUUUUAUGAAAAGGAAUAAAACACAUUCAGGUCCUGGAUGGUGUGCGCCAUUAGCUGAAGAAACAAGUCUGCAUAAAAGUUUAUUGCAAUGAACGAAUCAACAGAUGGGAGUUCCCUGCUCAAGGCAGUCUUCCAAAGUCGACUACGUCUGACUCGGCUACUCUUAGAAGGAGGUGCUUAUAUAAAUGAGAGUAAUGAACAUGGGGAGACACCUCUUAUGGUAGCUUGCAAGACACCACACACAGAUGCACAGAGUGUACCUAAACCCAAGAUGGUUCAGUAUCUUCUAGAAAAUGGUGCUGAUCCAAACAUUCAAGACAAGAUGGGGAAAACCGCUUUGAUGCAUGCAUGCCUUGAGCAAACUGACGCUGAAAUUUUGUCCCUUCUGCUGAAAAGUGGCGCUGAUCCAACUCUGGAAGAUCAUGCAGGAUUAUCAGCAUUAGUUUAUGCAGUCAAUUCAGGAAACAAGAAAAUCCUUAGCAUGCUCCUGGGUGCUUGUAAAGCAAAGGGGAAGGAGGUUAUCAUCAUCUCUACCAACAAAAUGCUUUCUGCCCAUCGGAUGACGAAACAGUACCACAAUGUUCCACCGUCUUCUCAUCUGGAGGAAUAUCUGUCUAAUACUUCAGUUUGUAGUUAUACGUCUACACAUGAGGACCAGAUUGAAACUCUUCCACGGGGUCCCGUAGCUACUCCUUCUCCCCAAACUUACACUUCUCUACUUGGUGAUCCCUACUGUUUGGAUGUAGGCCCUGGUAUGGCCAUAUUUCAACCAGCUUCUCCAACCCAACCGUCUAAUCCUGUGCAUAUUUCUGAUUUGGAUGAACAACUUAGUCUCUACAGAGUAAACACUGAAGAGAGAUCUAAGAGUCCCUCCCUGCUGCUCCAACAAAAUCAGGCCUCCUCUUUGUUAGAGAAACCAGUGGAAUAUACACUUGCAGAAGAGGAGCAAUCAAUCAGAUACAAGGUAUUUGGCACCCAAAGACCUUCAGCUGUUUCAAGGCAUCAAAGCAUUGAUGUUAGAGAUGCAACUAGGCAAUUAAAAUCUCUAGAGCACAUGCCAGGAAAUGAGAAUGUUGAGGGAAGAAGAAGAGGCCUUGGCAGAAAGAUGUCAUAUGAUAGUGCUGCAAGUUCUUUGCAUGCCACAUCACACCCAAACUUGCACCAGGAUAGCCUCCCUUUUUCCAACAAAUCAUGUCCUGUGGAUGAAGAUUCCUCUGAUUGUAUUAGACAGCUGAAUGUUUCCAGUCUACUAAAUGUAGUAAACCACAGGAACAUUGGGAUGGACCACUAUAGUUCUGACUCGCAGUUGCUUCAAGUUGGCAGUCGAGAAAAAAUGCUCAAAAGUGGUGGAGGGCCUGGAUCAGGACCAGAAAGGCAUAAACAGAUGAGCAGUAGACCCUCUGCUUUGUCUGGAUCUAAGGAGUCUUUGGAGAGUUCCGUCUCGAAGCGAGGUGCUGCUGCCCUGGAGCGAAGAGGCUCCGGGGCUCUUCUUCUGGAUCAUAUCGCCCACACUCGCCCUGGGUACCUUCCUCCUUUGAAUCCUCAUGCUCCUAUUCCAGAUAUUGGGGUUAGCCCUAGCGUUUCCUCCAGUUCCAGUGGAAGGAGUAGUGUUCUAACAGGGUCAAAGUCUGUUCUGCCCAGUGUAUCUGCUUUUCCUCAGGAUCUAAAAGUUAAAAAUAUGUUGUGGAGACGCCACUCAAUGCAAAGUGAACAGAUAAAACAGCUUGUGAGCUUUAGGGAAACCUUUGGCCACUGAAAAAUAUUGUACCUAUCAGGAGUAAAUGCAUGUAAUAUCAGAAUUGCAUAAGCCACUAUGCCAGUUAAAUAAAAGCCCAAAGUCCUUCAAGAACAAAGACAGUCUCCUGGUGUUUGAAGCCCACACUGCUGUUUUACCUCAUGUAUAGCAAACUAUCCUAUCAAAAAGUUAAGGGUCCAGUUCUGCAAACUGUGAGGAAAGAGAAGGAGAGAUAAUCGGGGGCCUGCUUCCUGGUAUCUUGUCAAACAUACUGUUUGGUUUUUACAUUUUAUUCCCACACAGGUCGGAUAUUUCUCUAAAAACAAAUGUAUAAUGUCAGUAAAAUAUGAAUUAGGCUUAUAUCUGACAUUAACAUCCAGACAGAUGUUUUUUAAAAAGUAUUAUUUCCUCCCCUCAUCUAAUUUUCCUCAAUCCUCUCCUUUCCCUCCUCGUUCUGCUCAUUCCUUCAGCAGCCAAACAAUCAGGAGUAACUUGUUAACUAGUGGCGACACUAAACUGUUUUAGUGAACUUUUCAAGCUUUACAUUCCAGGUGCAAUCCUGAUAAGAAUUUUGGAUUGAACCAAUUUGCAGAGAAAGUCAGUUUUGG
Molecule: messenger RNA, 2637 nt
Organism: Girardinichthys multiradiatus
Lineage: Eukaryota; Metazoa; Chordata; Actinopteri; Cyprinodontiformes; Goodeidae
Gene: ankrd34bb
Product: ankyrin repeat domain 34Bb
Exons: 3
Coding region: 383-2050 (555 amino acids)
Molecular function (GO): protein binding
Source: RefSeq, a predicted model, not a curated record